Symphalangus syndactylus (siamang) is the source of this 4065-nucleotide messenger RNA. RefSeq names its product BICD family like cargo adaptor 1 (gene BICDL1). Gene Ontology annotation, biological process: vesicle transport along microtubule; Golgi to secretory granule transport. NCBI's taxonomy places the organism in Eukaryota, Metazoa, Chordata, Mammalia, Primates, Hylobatidae. The record is from RefSeq and is a predicted model, not a curated record.
GCGCGCGCAGCCGCCCGCGGGGCGUGAGGCAGCGCAGGGGUUAAGGCCGCUGGCGCCACCUGGGCGUCGCUGAGGAGACCCGCGAGCCGGCGAAUCCCGCGCGGGCGGGGCGAACAGGUGCCCGCGCGCGUCAGGCGCCGGCAAGGGGCGGGGCGAGGGGACGCGGCCGGAAGCCCGGGGCGGGGCGCUGCCGGCCCGGUGAGCCGGGGGGAGCCGGGGAAGGCAGGAAGGAGCUCGCCGGGUUGCGCGGCGCGCGAUGUGGAGCCGCCGCCUCGGCCCCUGCAGCAGCAGCCGCCGUCGCCGCCGCUGCUGCUGGGGCUGCCGCCGAGCCGGGGGUCAUGGAGUGCGGCUGCAGAGAGCGGCCGCCGGCAGCAGCAGCAGCAGCAGCAGCGAGCGUCGCGGCGACAGCGGAGCGCAGCCCGCCCCGUGAGGCGCUGCUCGGCCGGCGGCGGCAGCAGCAGCAGCAGCGGCAGCGGCAACAGGGCGGCUGAGAACCCGGCGGCGGCGUUCCUCCUCGCUUCCUCCCCUCCCGCUUCGCCGCCCCUCAGUCUCCGUUCCUGAGUCCUCCCUUCCCCAGCCUUCCCGUUCCCACCACCUCCUCCGCCACUACCCCCACCCCCUCCUCCCGCGCGCGCGUGAGCAGCUGAGCCCGGGGGCGGGGGAGGGGGCGCGUGCCGCCGGCGCGGGGGAGGGGCGGGCCGGCGCGCGCCGCGCCCAGGGCUCGCGGGGACCCGGGGACGCGUGCCGCGGCGCGAGGCGAGGCGCGGGGCGCGGGGCGGCGCGGCGGGGCCCCUCCCCCCUGCAGCCUGGCGCGCGCGGGCCGGGCCGGGCCGCACCGCUGCGGGCUCCGCGCGCGCGGGCCAUGUCCGCUUUCUGCCUGGGCUUGGCCGGCCGCGCUUCAGCACCCGCAGAGCCGGACAGCGCCUGCUGCAUGGAGCUGCCCGCCGCGGCCGGGGAGGCAGUCCGGAGUCCCGCCGCCGCCGCCCUCAUCUCCUUCCCCGAGGGCUCCGGGGAGCUAGAACUGGCGUUAGAGGAGGAGCUGGCGCUGCUGGCGGCCGGGGAGCGGCCGUCCGACCCCGGGGAAUACCCUCAGGCCGAGCCUCGGUCUCUGGCCGAGGGGGCCGGACCGCAGCCGCCGCCCUCCCAGGACCCCGAGCUGCUGUCGGUGAUCCGGCAGAAGGAGAAGGAUCUGGUGUUGGCGGCCCGGCUGGGCAAGGCGCUGCUCGAGAGGAACCAGGACAUGAGCCGGCAGUACGAGCAGAUGCAUAAGGAGCUGACAGACAAGCUCGAGCACUUAGAGCAAGAGAAACAUGAAUUGAGAAGACGAUUUGAGAACCGAGAAGGGGAGUGGGAAGGCCGAGUGUCAGAGCUGGAGAGUGAUGUGAAGCAGCUACAGGAUGAGUUGGAGAGGCAGCAGGUUCAUCUGCGGGAAGCAGAUCGAGAAAAAACACGGGCUGUCCAGGAACUGUCAGAACAGAACCAAAGGCUAUUGGAUCAGCUCAGCAGGGCAUCAGAAGUUGAGAGACAACUCUCCAUGCAGGUCCACGCCCUCAGAGAAGACUUUCGGGAGAAAAACUCGUCAACCAACCAGCACAUCAUCCGGCUGGAGAGCCUUCAGGCCGAGAUCAAGAUGCUGUCAGAUCGGAAACGGGAGCUGGAGCAUCGUCUCAGCGCUACUUUAGAGGAAAAUGACCUGCUCCAAGGGACCGUGGAGGAGCUACAGGACCGGGUGCUAAUCCUGGAGAGGCAGGGCCAUGACAAGGACCUACAGCUGCACCAAAGCCAGCUGGAGCUUCAGGAGGUGCGUCUCUCCUGCCGACAGCUGCAGGUGAAGGUGGAAGAACUCACUGAGGAGAGGAGUCUGCAGAGCUCUGCCGCCACCAGCACAUCCCUCCUGUCAGAGAUCGAGCAGAGCAUGGAGGCUGAGGAACUGGAACAAGAGCGAGAGCAGCUGAGACUGCAGCUCUGGGAAGCCUACUGCCAGGUUCGCUAUCUGUGCUCACACCUUCGAGGCAAUGACAGUGCUGACUCAGCCGUCUCCACGGACUCCUCCAUGGACGAGUCUUCAGAAACCUCGUCCGCCAAGGAUGUGCCAGCCGGCAGCUUGCGCACUGCCCUCAAUGAGCUCAAGAGACUGAUACAGAGCAUUGUGGAUGGCAUGGAGCCCACGAGCUCCCGGAGACUUGAUGAUGACUCCUUAGAAGAACAGAUAAGGCAAACCAGUGAGGACUCGAGAGCCCUAAGGGAGCUCAUGGAGGGAGAGAGGGGUAAACUGAGGCAAAGCCUAGAAGAGCUGCAGCGACUCCACAGUCAGGUGACAUUGCUGAGUGUGGAGAUGACUGCCCUAAAAGAGGAGAGAGACCGACUCAGAGUCACAUCUGAGGACAAGGAGCCAAAGGAGCAGCUUCAAAAGGCCAUCAGGGACCGCGACGAGGCCAUUGCAAAGAAGAACGCUGUGGAGCUGGAACUUGCCAAGUGCAGGAUGGAUAUGAUGUCUCUCAACAGCCAGUUGCUGGAUGCCAUUCAGCAGAAACUGAACCUCUCACAGCAGCUGGAAGCUUGGCAGGAUGACAUGCACAGGGUCAUUGACCGGCAGCUGAUGGACACGCACCUGAAAGAACGGAGCCAGCCGGCUGCCGCCCUCUGCAGGGGCCACAGCGCUGGGCGGGGGGAUGAGCCCAGCACCACUGAAGGCAAACGACUCUUCUCAUUCUUCAGGAAAAUUUAAGUUGGGAGGAGUCAGGCCACCAAAGAUGGGUAGACUGGAGGCAGCUGGAAAGGCGGUGCAGGCGAGGCCUCCCCUGCAGCUUGCACUCAGCAGCUGCCCUGCCCCUCAUGCUAGGGCCCCAUGGGUCCGGGAGGGCCUGCUCCCUUUCGUCAGUGGGGAUGGAGACCUAGAGGUGGGGGCCUGUCUUGGCCACUGAAGACUUCCCUCGGCCCACCGCCUGGCCAAGCCCACGCCUGGGCUUCUCCAGGACCCCGUGCUUGAGCAGGGUUAGGCCACCUCCCAGAGGGGCCCCUUGGUGUUGGGCUUUGCAGCUCACGCCCAACAGAUCGCAGCCCACCCCCAGGCACUGCUGCCUCCUCGACUUUAGCAAAUGGGGAACAGAAGGAAUGGAGGCCCUUCUCUGCAUGCCUCAGGAGGCCUGAGCCCCAGGGGCCUGGACCUGUGGGGGCAGCGGGCCAGGCCUGAGCCUCCAUUCCUUCCCCAGCCCCUGGCCCAGGGUAGAAGGGGAGAUGGCAGCCCCUCCCCCGCGUGCAUGCACCUUGGCUGGCAGGAGGCCAAGCCUCUGGCCGCAGGGUUUAAGAGACGGGGCUUACCCAAGCUCAGCUGAGGCCACCCGAGCCCCAGGGAGGAAGAAGGCCCUGUCCCCCGGUCGCCACUGCUCUCCCUCCCAGCCUUCAGUCUCUGCCCCUUAGCAGAGCCGGGCCAGGCAGAGUGUUGUCACCAGUCAUCUGCAGGCUUUAGCCAUCCAGCCCUUUCCCCUGCUCAAGGCUGGGGCUGGACGGGGUCUCCUCCUCCCACAGCUCCCUCCUCUACCCCUCACAUACGUAAUUUCUUGGCCCAGCCAAACAAGUCCAGGCCACAGAAUGGCACCAGAGGGAUCUGUGGUCAGCCACCCCACCUUGAGGGCAGCACAGGCACCACGGGGUGGAGGGGAGGGGGAGGCUGCCGGGAGCCUCUAGAUGCUGCCUGCCUGCCUGCCUGCCUGCCUGCAGAAGGCUGCAGCAGCUGCUGCUCCUGCCUCUGCAGCCGCCCCACCUCCUCCACCUAGGCCCCAACUCAGAGGCUCCAUGGCCCGGCCAGCCCUCAGCUGCUCACAACUGAUUCAGUCUCCCUCCCUCACGUGGGGAAAGCACAGCAGGGAUGCGCGGCAAGAAUGUACCUGUAGAUGUGUACAUACCACAGUGCUGUAAUUUUGUAUGUAGCAAUCAUGUAAAUACAUGUAUGGAUUUUAUAAUAUACAUAUAUAAAAAUCUAUAAAGGCAUAUUUUUAGAAAAACAGCACACCACUGCUUCUUUUGAAAAUAGUCUGAAUAAGAAUAAAAUGAAUUUCUACAGAG